AUGUUCGCUGCUAGACGUUUCGCUGCCUCAUCACGGCGACUUGCUGCGCAGCAGCCGCCCCGUCGUUUUGGCUCCCACUCCGCCCACGCUGAGCCCGUGAACGAAGGCCUCGGUCGCAGCUUCUACGUCACCGCUGGCAGCAUCGCCUCCGCAUACAUCCUCUACCGCAUCGGCAGCCAGGACUCCGCCUCGGAGUCGUGGAUCUCUGGCCUGAUCAGCAAGUUUACUCCCUCGGAGAAGGACUUUGAGCAGCGCAAUGCCAUUCACACUGCUCUUAUGGAGAAGGCUGCUGCGGACCGCCACCUCCUCCAGAGUCAAGGACCCCGCGAGUCCUAUGACUUGAGAACCCCCGAGAUGCUCAACUCUCGCUUCCCCUACAAUGUUGCCCCCGGUUCCCAGGCCGACUUGAGCAAGGUCAAGGCUCACUACGAGCGCCAGAACAGGGAAAUUGAGGCUGCCGGCGCUACGCGGGAGAAGCUCUACGACUAA
This is a messenger RNA of Penicillium cinerascens, 489 nucleotides long. RefSeq names its product putative NADH-ubiquinone oxidoreductase 178 kDa subunit. The coding region runs from base 1 to 489 and encodes 162 amino acids. Lineage: Eukaryota; Fungi; Ascomycota; Eurotiomycetes; Eurotiales; Aspergillaceae. Gene Ontology annotation, cellular component: mitochondrion. The transcript is spliced from 3 exons. The record is from RefSeq and is a predicted model, not a curated record.